CCUUCUUUCCUCCUCCCUUCCACGUAGACCAGACAUCGUACCACUACUAGUUCUUCUUCUUAUAGUAUCGCCAUAGGCAGUAUCAGCAUCAGCAAUAGCUAGUAGCAGUCAGCAGACACCUCGCGCAUACCUCGACAUCUAUCACCUAUUGCCAUCCAACCGGAUCGGAUACGAGUCAGAGCAAUCUCGGCAGCUCUUUCACCUCGUAGCAACGUCCACAACAGUGAUCCUCGCCAGCCUUCAACACAUCAGCAAGCUACACAUCCGAAGUAGAGUCCAUUCGCUACUGCAUCACUUUUGCUUCAUCUAGACCACCUACAUACCUUCCCAUCAUGUCCACCAGCGGAAAGAUCAAGGCCAAGAAUGCUCGCAACGCAGAGGCAGCAAGACAGGGCAAGACGAAGCCGCGGCCAUCAUUUGCCGAGAGGGCGCAGCUAGACAAGAAGCCAGCAGUAGCUCCCUGGGUGGUCUGGGCAUUCAUCCUACUGCUAGGAGGUGGAAGUGAGUCCUCGUCGCAGAUGUGGAGCGAAAGCGGAACGGAGAGCUGAUCCAUUCCACUGGAACCUUUCGAUUGACAGUCAUCUUCGAG
Molecule: messenger RNA, 589 nt
Organism: Microstroma glucosiphilum
Lineage: Eukaryota; Fungi; Basidiomycota; Exobasidiomycetes; Microstromatales; Microstromataceae
Exons: 2
Coding region: 333-548 (71 amino acids)
Source: RefSeq, a predicted model, not a curated record